UUUAUUUAUUUUUGACCACCACAAUCGACACUUCAUCUAGUACCUCUAUAGACACCGGAUCUAAGAUAUCACUUAACACCAUCUAAGUGUACGUCAAUGCGUAUGCGACACUCUCUCUCCGGAGUACACAUGGAUUUCGGUUGCCUCGACAAGGAUUCGGGCGAAGUGGAGUGCUACCUAGAAAUACAUUGCGAUUCGGGUACUACUUGUGGUAUCACGAUACAAAUGCCCAAUCCCGAGGCCGUAGGAUGUGUGGAGAGAUGUGCAACUUUCCUAUCAUUUCUUCUAGUCAUCAUAACGUUUCCUUUCUCGUUAUUCGAAUGUUUCAAGGUGGUUCAAGAGUUUGAAAGAGCUGUAAUCUUCCGCCUGGGAAGAUUAAGAAAAGGUGGAGCGCGUGGACCUGGCCUGUUUUUUGUUCUGCCUUGUAUAGACACGUACAGAAAGGUUGAUUUGAGAACUGUGUCUUUUGAUGUCCCUCCACAAGAGGUCCUCACAAGAGACUCUGUGACAGUAGCAGUCGACGCAGUGGUAUAUUAUCGCAUCAAAGAGCCACUUAAUGCAGUCGUACGAGUUGCUGAUUACAGCGCAUCGACCCGCUUGCUAGCUGCCACCACUCUCCGCAAUGUGCUUGGCAUGAGAGACCUGGCCCAGCUGUUGUCUGACCGCGAAGCUAUCAGCCACAUGAUGCAAGCUAAUCUUGAUGAGGCCACUGACCCGUGGGGAGUGGAAGUUGAAAGAGUAGAGAUUAAAGACGUGAGAUUACCGGUCCAGCUUCAAAGAGCGAUGGCAGCAGAAGCAGAGGCGGACAGAGAAGCUCGAGCUAAAAUAAUCGCAGCUGAAGGCGAGAUCAAAGCCUCCAAAGCACUAAAGGAAGCUUCGCUUGUGAUGGUCGACAACCCUAUGGCGCUUCAAUUACGAUACCUACAGUCCCUCAACACGAUAUCCGCUGAGAAGAACUCGACCAUAAUAUUCCCGUUUCCCAUGGACUUCCUGAAGACAUUUCUCCCGGGAUCAUCAGGCCAUCAUUCCUCUCAUUUGCCAUUUUAAUUAUAAU
Messenger RNA from Plodia interpunctella (Indianmeal moth), 1054 nucleotides. RefSeq names its product band 7 protein AAEL010189-like. Gene Ontology annotation, cellular component: plasma membrane. The transcript is spliced from 8 exons. The coding region runs from base 97 to 1047 and encodes 316 amino acids. NCBI's taxonomy places the organism in Eukaryota, Metazoa, Arthropoda, Insecta, Lepidoptera, Pyralidae. The record is from RefSeq and is a predicted model, not a curated record.